AAAAAUUAUAUUCAGCACUAAAUAUUUCAAAUAACUAUUAUUCACGGAUAUACUCGAUUUUUACGCUUAAUUUUUUUUCAAUGUGACCUUUUAUUUAAUAACGUAUUAUAACGAAUUGUUUCCCUCCUUAUACUGAUGAUUGAAUUUAUCUUACUUUGUUGCACAUGUGAUUAGAGCUCCUAAUUGUUUGCAAUAGAAGAAACUUAUCAUGAUGUCCUUACUGAAAUUUCAUCAAAAUGGAUUACGAGUGCGCUUAUGGCGUAAUAUUGUCCAACACUCUGAUUUUCAUAAAAAAUCAUCAUGUACAUUGGAUAGCUUUAUCAAAUCUGCUGCAAGCCAUAAAAAUUAUUCAAAUUUUGCACAUAGUUACUUAACAAAUAAGCAAUUUCUUACUGUUAAUAGUCAUUUAGUAUCAAAAGUAAUCAAUUAUUCAAGUAUAUCUGCUGAACAAUCAAAUCAGCAGCAGACAAAUGAUGAGGAAGCGCAAAAGAAAAAUAGCAGAUCAUGGCAGUUGAUGAAAUUUGGCAUGACACUUAUGGGCUUAGCAAUGGGCUUUGCAGGUUUAACUGUUUUGUAUGAAAUAGGAAAACCAAAAGUUGAUCCCGAUGGAAAUCCAAUUGAAGAUGAGUUUUCACAUUUACCUUACUUUAGCCAAAUGUUUUAUCGUUUAAAAAAGGAGUUUACCUAUUACAAGAAGAUUAUUCAAGAACCUAGCAGAGAAAAACUAUUGCCUGAUCCUUUAACGCAUCCUUACAUUCAGCCACCUUAUACAGUUGUGUUAGAAAUGACAGAUGUUCUUGUGCAUCCUGACUGGACAUACCAGACGGGCUGGCGAUUUAAAAAACGUCCUGGAGUUGAUGCUUUUCUGGAAGCUAUUGCUCCACCUCAGUUUGAAACAGUUGUCUAUACUGCUGAGCAAGGUCUUACAGUAUUUCCAAUCUUAGAUGCUUUGGACCCUCAAGGAUACAUCAUGUAUAGAUUAGUGCGCGAUGCCACACGUUUUGUUGAUGGUCAUCAUGUGAAAGAUCUUGAUGCACUAAACAGGGAUCUUAGUAAAGUCAUUGUUAUUGACUGGAACAGUGAGAGUGUUAAGUUCCAUCCAGAUAACACAUUAAAGAUUCCUAAGUGGACAGGUAGCGAUAAUGAUACACAAUUAUAUGAUUUGGCUGCUUUCUUAAAAACUAUACUUCAGACAAAUGUUGAAGAUGUGAGAGAAGUUUUACGUUAUUAUCGUCAGUUUGAUAAUCCAUUAGAAGCUUUCAGAGAAAAUCAAAGAAAAUUACUAGCUCAGAUGGAACAGGAUAGUAAAAUGAUGACAGAAGAAAAACCGUUGACAGCCAGAUGGGCACCAUCAUUUUUGAAGAGCCAUUAAGUUAAAUUGGUUUUUCACUUUUUUUUAUUGAAUUCAACAUUUUGUAAAUAUGUCAAUUGUAUGAGAUAAACUGUGAACUGAUUGUAAUUUUUGAAAGAAGUGUAUCAUACUGUGUUCUUAAGGGCCAGCUAUAAUAUAUCGCUUGAAUUAUGUAAAUAAAGUCAUUUUAAGCACAAA
Trichogramma pretiosum is the source of this 1549-nucleotide messenger RNA. Its product is annotated as mitochondrial import inner membrane translocase subunit TIM50-C-like. The record is from RefSeq and is a predicted model, not a curated record. Gene Ontology annotation, molecular function: phosphoprotein phosphatase activity. Bases 209 to 1372 code for a protein of 387 amino acids. The transcript has 2 exons. NCBI's taxonomy places the organism in Eukaryota, Metazoa, Arthropoda, Insecta, Hymenoptera, Trichogrammatidae.